Molecule: messenger RNA, 556 nt
Organism: Moneuplotes crassus
Lineage: Eukaryota; Ciliophora; Spirotrichea; Euplotida; Euplotidae
Source: the annotation of a GenBank genome assembly
AUGAGCUAUAACAGAGACGGAAGGUACCAUGAACCGCACUUCAAAAAGCAUCACAGCAGCAGAAGCCGCUACAGAGGUGAUAAAUAUUACAGAUCUGGCCACCACUCACAUACGAAGAGAAGAAGGAGUUCGUAUUCUAGAGAGGAAUAUCAUGAAUCUAAAGAGAGAAAGUUCUCAGUAUCUGUCCACAGAUCUCCCUCUUCUGAUAAGAAGUCUGAAGUAAUUGAUCUUUACAAGCCUGGAUGGGUGGAAGAAAUUCAGAAGGAAAGUAUUCAGCUCCAGAAUGAAGCUCUCAAGCUCCCUGAAUUAGAACAAAUGACUCCUCAAGAAAACAAUGCUAAUAAAGAAAACCAAAAUUGGAUCAAGAAACGGGGGAUUGACUAUCUUAGGGAAGAGUUUAGAAAAGCAGAAUACUUUAAAGCAAUAAAUCCUGACAAAGCCAAUGCUGAAGUCCUAAAUGUCAGCUUACAGCCAACUGUGAAAUUAACAAAAAUCUUGAACUUGCUAGAAAUGACAAAGCUUAUGCUAGACGAGGUGUUAUAAGCUCUAAUUAUGC